AAUCAAAAGCUUCAAAUCAGACCGUUUAGGUUUCAAAGCAUGUGUUGACAUUCUUGAGAUCACAUGCUGGGAAAGGGCUGACAACAAACUAAAAAUGCAAUUUUAGCAUAAAUAUAUUGAUUUAUGUUCAAACUAUCAUGAGUUUUGGGAACACCUUUAAACAAGGGUACAAUGACAGAACGUUUGCAGACGCUUCCAAUACGAAAAUUUUUAGAGAAGAUGGGAUUAGUGCAAUACUUGGACAUGUUUUUAAUAAGGGGCUACGACAGUGAAACAGACAUUACUGCUCUAGACGAGAAUGACCUGGACACAAUGAUGAUCUCGGAUCCUGAUCACAGGCACCAAAUAUUACAGGCCGCGGCACAGUAUCGGUCUCCCGGAAGUUUUCGGAUUCUUGAUUGGUUACAACGUUAUGGCCUGGAACAUUAUUACGUCGGUUUCAUACAGAGUGAAAUUACGUCAAUGAACGAUGUGAGAAAUAUGAAAAUAGAUGAGAACCUGUUUGAUGAACUUGAAAUAACACUUCCUGGACACAAAAAGAGACUGAAGCGAGCAGUGACCCAGUUACAGAAGGAGCAGGCAGGAGACUGUCCCACCGAGGAUGUAUUAGCUUGUGGUCGGUGGAAAAAACCGGCCACGCUCAGCGACGCCAAGUUUGAUUUCCUUGUGGUAGAUGCCGGUAUUUACUCAACUAAGGAACCCUCUAAAUGUCGCAGAAUAGAGUUCAUGGUGGACACAGGCAGUGACGUGACCACGAUCCGACAGGAAGUUUUAGAUGAACUGGACCUGGAAGUUCUGGGGCGGAUACACAGUAAAGGUGUUCACGGGUCUAAAACCACGACCCUGUACAAAGCCAAAAUACUCAUAGGAAAUCAGGAAAUGGAAAUAGAGGUCAUGGGAGAGAGUUACGAUUCAUUAGGUAGUCGUGUUGUGCGUCAUUUCCGUCAUUACGUUGACGGCAGGCAUCACGUGUGGCUUCGCGGAAACUUCUGUGACCAAGACAGUAAACUGUGUCAAACAGCCAAACACCAGCCCCUGAAUAACGUGUCCACUCAUCAGUCACUUAUUUCUGAUUCUUUAAAUAGUGCAAUAUCUGCUUCCCAACCUAAAAAUUCUCAAGUCCAUGAACACCAAACAUCAGACAGUGCUAUGCAUAACAAUUCUACCUCCAAAAAGCGAAAGAGAUCGUCCACUGAGGAAGAUGGUCUUCCGUCCAAAAUGUCUUCCACGACAUAUCUUCAUGUAUCGCCAGAUGAAUUGGACCUGUGAUACAUUUGCUAUCAUAAGUGACUUUGAAUCAACUACGGGGCUUAUUAUAGAGCUGAAGAAUUCGAUUCUUGUUGGGCAUUUUAUCUUCUUGUAUAAUAUGAAAUAUGGUACACCUUCCGUCCAUAAGAAUGCGAUAGUCCUCUAGACUGUAUUUAUAUAAUAAAGCAUGCCAGUAUAAUAUUUAUAGGCAUUAUAGUUAAAUUAAAUAAAUCUUUAUUAUGAAAAAAAAGAUCAUUUGAACCGCUCAUCUAUGAUCGCUACUUAGCUGCACUGGUAUUGUUAGAAUCGUAUGUGAGCGUAUCAAAAGAUCUAUUUUAAUUUGAACGUAUUCUUGAAAAUAGAGUUAAUGAUGGUUGUUAUGUUGUGCUCUGAGUAUAUGUUGAAACUUGUAUGUGUGUAUUAAAAAUUAUAUACGUACCCAAAUUGA
This is a messenger RNA of Saccostrea cuccullata (small rock oyster), 1696 nucleotides long. RefSeq lists its product as uncharacterized. Gene Ontology annotation, molecular function: aspartic-type endopeptidase activity; protein binding. The transcript has 5 exons. Gene Ontology annotation, biological process: proteolysis. The coding region runs from base 172 to 1269 and encodes 365 amino acids. Gene Ontology annotation, cellular component: cytosol. The record is from RefSeq and is a predicted model, not a curated record. NCBI's taxonomy places the organism in Eukaryota, Metazoa, Mollusca, Bivalvia, Ostreida, Ostreidae.